CUCUUCUCCUUGGCUUCUCACCUCGAGAGGGAGGUACCAUCAAUGGCGCCCCGACGACGCCUCCCGGCGGCUCUGUCGCUGGCAGUGCUACUGUCCUCGGCCUGCCUCGCCGCCGCGUCCCAGAACACCGGCGACACCGUGGUGUUCUGGGGCCGGAACCGGGACGAGGGCACCCUCAGGGAGGCGUGCGACGCCGGCCUCUACACCACCGUCGUCAUCUCCUUCCUCAGCGCCUUCGGCCAGGGUAGGCCGUACACCCUCGACAUCUCCGGCCACCCUGUGGCCGGCGUCGGCGACGACAUCAAGUACUGCCAGUCCAGGGGCAAGCUCGUCCUCCUCGCCAUCGGCGGCCAGGGCGGCGAGUACUGGCUCCCGUCCUCCAGGGCGGCCGCCGACCUGCACGACCACCUGUGGAACACCUACCUCCGCGGCGACGGCAACGCCGGCGUCUCCCGCCCCUUCGGCGACGCCGUCGUCAAUGGCAUCGACUUCUUCAUCGACCAGGGCGCGACGGAGCACUACGACGAGCUGGCCAGGCUCCUCGACGCCCACAACAAGGACUACCGCGCCACGGUAGGGGUGAUGCUGACGGCGACGGCGCGGUGCGGGUACCCGGACCAGCGGCUGCAGGCGGCGCUCGCGACGGGGCUCUUCCACCGCGUCCACGUCAAACAGUUCGGCGACGGCCGGUGCGCCUCGACGCAGUCCGGGGUAGAGACGUUCAAGAAGUGGGCGGCGGCGUACCGCAGCAGGGUGCUGGUCGGCGUCGUGGCCUCGCCGGAAGCUGACAGGCAGUCCUACAUCUCGCCGGAGUCUCUCAACAACGACGUGCUGCCGGUCAUCAACAAGCUGAACAACUUCGGAGGCGUCAUGGUGUGGAACAGGUACUGGGACAAGAAGACCAACUACACGGCUCGCUUGGCCGCUCUCUGAAGCCCCAUUGUAUUUGCUUGUCCGGAUGGGUGUGGCGCAGGUACUAUGUAUUAAUGUAUGUAUACAAAUAAAUGUAUUCAUGGGUAUUAUAAUUAAGAUUGAGAUUGGUGUGUGUUGGAUAAUGUAAUUAAUGUAAUAUGGAAAUAAAGUGAGGGAUGAUAUGUACCUCAGGUAAUGAGUAGCUGCUAUAUAGUAAAUAAAUGAAGAGUUUGUGA
Molecule: messenger RNA, 1148 nt
Organism: Oryza brachyantha (malo sina)
Lineage: Eukaryota; Viridiplantae; Streptophyta; Magnoliopsida; Poales; Poaceae
Product: xylanase inhibitor protein XIP-like
Exons: 1
Coding region: 43-933 (296 amino acids)
Biological process (GO): carbohydrate metabolic process
Cellular component (GO): extracellular region
Molecular function (GO): chitinase activity
Source: RefSeq, a predicted model, not a curated record